This is a messenger RNA of Pogonomyrmex barbatus (red harvester ant), 566 nucleotides long. Its product is annotated as large ribosomal subunit protein eL22. Gene Ontology annotation, cellular component: ribosome. Gene Ontology annotation, molecular function: structural constituent of ribosome; RNA binding. Gene Ontology annotation, biological process: cytoplasmic translation. NCBI's taxonomy places the organism in Eukaryota, Metazoa, Arthropoda, Insecta, Hymenoptera, Formicidae. The record is from RefSeq and is a predicted model, not a curated record.
UCCAGUUUCAGAAAGUUUCCAGUCUCAGCUUGUACACCUUGGUCAAUUUUUUGGUUCUUUCAUUCUUCGAAUAGACGUUAACAUGGCUCCGACGGCGAAGAAAUCGAAAGGCUCAGUUAAGAAGCAAGUCCUUCGGGGCAAGGGUCAGAAGAAAAAGGUGUCCCUGAGGUUCACUAUUGACUGCACGCAUCCUGUGGAGGAUAAUAUUAUGGAUGUCAGCAAUUUUGAAAAAUAUUUGCAUGAGAAAAUCAAAGUUGGUGGUAAAACUAAUAAUUUUGGCAACAAUGUUGUCCUAGAGCGUAACAAGAUGAAACUUACCAUCAACAGUGAUAUCGAUUUCUCGAAGCGAUACCUUAAAUACUUGACGAAGAAAUACUUGAAGAAGAACAAGUUGCGUGAUUGGCUGCGAGUGGUGUCAAAAGACAAAGAAACAUAUGAAUUACGAUAUUUCCAGAUUAACAGUCAGGAAGAUGAUGAUGAAGAAGAUGCAGAAUAAUUCUUGUGUUCUUUUAAUUACAGAUGUAUCUGUACAUAUUUCUUUUAAUAAAGAGUGAUAAACCCCACUA